UUGUAUAAAACAAUGCACCCUGUCGUCACUGAGAAUGCCAUUGGAAUGGAUCUACCUAACCCAUGUCGUCAUGGUCAGUCAUAGUGGAAAGGUCGUGGUCCUUCGCUGUUGUCUUUUCGAUCGGCGAGUUGAGGAAUGUCUAAAACUUUCACUAUAGUUAGUUACACUGUUGCCUUUGUGAGCACCUGAUGGCCAAUCACAACGUGCAAGUGACACCGUAUGGCCAAUCACGCACAGCAACCACGACUCGUACGGUAGAGAAGAUUUCCACCGGGAGAGCGACCAACGAUAAACAGACCAAUUGUGUGAUAUCGGUGUGUAUGGAGCGUGAGAGGCCUUUGGAGUGAGAGGCCUCCGACACCCCCCCUCCACCCCCCCGUUGGGGAUCAGUACCCCCCCAUCCCUUCCUGGUUGCCGUGGAAACACUGGGCUAUGGCCACCGGCAGUAGCGGCAGCAGCAGCAGCGGGGACGGGAGAACUACUCCUCGGCCGGGCUGGGCGGCCUUCAGCGACGAUGGCCCUGAGGGACAGCACACAGGCAAGGGGAGCGUCCCCCAGUUGCCUGACCGAGCCCUGUCCGCCUCAGACUCCUCUGCCUGGGGAGAAGAGACCCCUGCUCAGCCCCCUCAGUCCAGCUCCUGGGUCCAGUUCGAGGAGAAGUCCUCCUCCCCUCCCCCACCCCCGUUGCAGGUAAAAGGCCCCAGGCACAGUGUUUGCUCCUCUGCCAGUUUCUGGAGUGUGGUGCCCCCUUCUGAGAGCAGCUGGACCACACAGUCAGAGGAGCAGAGCUCUCUAAGCAUGGGGGCCUCGUCCUGCGACCUGCCUUCCCUCAGCACAGAGAGCCCCUCACGGCCACACUCCUCCAGUUCAUCUGUCUUCCAGGAAGAUGAGGGAGUAGCCAUGGAUUCCUUCAACUGGACAUCCAACAACAAGCACACAGACAGCCAAACAAACACCAACACCCGGUUUGCCAGCUGGGUCACCUUCGACGAUGACGAGGAGCCUGUGUUCCAGCCGCCGAACCGGCCGACCCAGAUGAACCUGGAUAACCUGAACCGCUCGGCCCUUCAGGACUCAAACAGCAACCUGAUCGUGUCUCUUGACCAGAACCAGAGAAGAGACGAGCGUCAUCUUCUGGACCUGACUCCGGAUGGGACCAACCCGGCCUUCGUGCUGGACAGUCCGCUGAUCCACAGCCCGACGAGCUACAGCAAGAAGAACCCUUUCUUCGACAAGGAGUUCUCCAACAUCCAGCCCUCCUCCAUCAACCCCUUCAGCUCCUUCUUCGACCAACAGGAAGUGAAACACUCGCAGAGCAAUGGCUCCUUCCUGGACAGUCCCGCGUCGCUCUCCUACAGCUCGCCGUUCUUCCAGUCCACCGACUCUGACCUGCAGGGCGAGUUCGUCUUGCUGUCGUCCGCCGUGGCUGAGUCCGGCAGCAAGGACGAGGGUCUGGGUCAAGAUUCCUCCAGAGACGGCCUCGACACUCUCAGGAACCUUCAGAUCGCCGACCCUGACGAGUGCGGCAGUCCCACGCUGCCCGACGACUUGGCCGACGUGACGGAGGACGAGGAGGAGACGGCGUACAUGCCGGGUCACAUGCUCGCGCAGGACGGCUGGCCCAUGCUCCUCCGCAUCCCCGAGAAGAAGAACAUCAUGUCGUCUCGCCACUGGGGCCCCAUCUUCGUCCGCUUGAGCGACUCGGGGACCCUCAAGUUCUUCUACGAGAAGGGCCUGGAGAAGCCGUUCAAAGUGUUCCAGCUGACCGCUAACCACGAGCUGUCCGAACACAAGCUGCAGAACUACGAGGAAAACGGACGCGUGCACACCCUCAGCAUUGACCAUGUGGUGUACAAGGAGAAGCGCAAGAUCCAGCCCAAGGUGUCGGUGGUGCACCUGCCCUUUAGGGAACAGCUGGUGAAACUGGGCACCAAGAACUACGAGGACUUCCUGAGUUUCAGACACGCACUGCAGGAGCGACUAGUGGGGCUGACCACCGAUGCAGGUCCUCCGAGCACGCCCGUCAGCUACUCGGACGAGGAAGUGGCGGUGGAGGUCCAAGACGAGUUCUACGGGGUGGUGGCCAAAGGGGACUGUCGGAUAUUGGAGCAUCUGGUUCUGACCCGGGUCAACAUGUUGGUCUUCGUGUCCGGUUCCCCGGCCUGCCGCUUGGGGCUCAACGACGUGCUGGUGAAGGGCAAGGAGGUGGUGUCGAGGCACGACAUCAUCCCCAACACCACAACGCGCUGGAUACGCGUCCGAGAGUGCCAACUACAUCAGUCCGUCGACCAGCAGGACUUCACCCAGUCACGUGCCAUAGCGUUCAACCCUCCGAUCGGGCGGCGCUUCGAACUGUUGCGUUUUCGCACGGCGUUCGCCGAGAAGACGCUGCCCUUCACGGUGCGGACGGUAGCCAGCGUCCGGGGCGCCGAGGUGGAGCUGCAGUCGUGGCUGGUGAUGUCCACCGGCUUCUCCUCCAACCGGGACCCGCUCACGUUAAUCCCGUGUGAGAACGUCAUGAUCCGCUACCCCAUCCCCGAGCUCUGGGCCAAGAAUUUCCGCAGGGAGAGCGUGACGGGAGAGAAGUCUCUCAAGGCUCGCUUCAACAAAGGAGCCAGCUUCGGGUCCACCAGCACGUCGGGCUCAGAACCGGCCAUGCGAGUUACCUUGGGAACUGCCAAGUAUGAGCAGGCCUUCUCUUCAGUGGUAUGGAGGAUCAGUCGUCUGCCGGACAAAAACUCAGCGCUGGGCCACCCUCACACAUUCUUCUGCCACCUGGAGCUUGGCUCCGACUGGGAGGUGCCCCAGCACUUCCACUGCCAGAUCGAGGUGGAGUUCGACAUGCCGGCCACAUGUGCCUCCAAGGCCACUGUACGCUCCCUGUCCAUCGAGGACAAGCCCGACAUCAAGAAGUGGAUCACCUACAGGUCACACUUCUCCUACAAGGUUGCCAUAGAGCAGAAGGGGAGCCCUGAGGGUGACCAGCCCGGGAAGUGCGCCCAUCAGUGAGGGGACCGGGACGACCCGUCGUCUCGGGUCCGCCCUGCGGGUCCGCCCUGCCCUCCCCCACGGACUCGCUCGCAAGAUGCACUUUGAAGACACAGGGAUGUGGCGUGACCCGGGACGAACUGCUACGAUACGAACUGGAGAUCCAUACAGGGCCAAGGCCCAGGCAGGGGCAGGCGGGGGCAUGUAAGCAUGGAUUGAGACGUAAACCUGGCCGGCUUGAUCAACAACAUGGACGCUCGAGCUUGGACACAACUCCUCAGUAUCUGAGCAGCUCUGAAUGGUUAACGCAGGUCUUUUCUUCCCUUAUGUUUUGUUUUGAGUUUUUUAUUCUUAUAACCCAAAUGAUUAGGUGAGUCUGUGGGUGGACUCGUUGGUUAUACAUGAGUCUGUUUGGGUCCCUCCCUGUCCAACAGGUUUGAACAUUGGAGUGAUGAAAUAGAGUAGUCAGUAGAUAACUCAGUAUUUUGACCCGCGUUUUCAGCCCACUGUGAUGUAUUUAUGAGGUUGGCAUUUGGAAAAUUCAAACAUUCAAGUAUCAAGUAUGGGUGAAAAAGUGCUCUUAAUUUUAAAUUUGGGGACGAGCUAGCAUGGAAACAGUGAUACAUAUGUGUUACUGUAAAUAAGUAUGUUUUCUUUCUGUUUUAUCUGGUCUCUGGUGUUGGCUAUUAUCUCCUGCAAAAACUACAUUACUCUUAAGCACCUUGUUUACCCAUAGUCUGUGUUCUGGGUAUUUAUUGCUAAAACAGUGCUACAGUAAUCCUGGUAAAGGAUUAGUUGGGUCUCACUUGAAUUUCAAUUUUGGGAAAGCCUUAAUAUUUUAGUAUGUAAUUCUAAAUUUUAACUUCUUUUAAAACACUUUUUUUUAAUUGACAAAAAUCUGAAAACACUGAAAUGUCACUGAUUGACAUGUCUAUUGGAAGAAAAACAUUUAAGUGGUUACAUACAAAAAGGAUGCUGCUCAUAUUUCUGUCAUCUCGUUGUUUUUGGAUAUAAUACACCUUGAAUUGACCAUGUUAAAGAGCCCCGAGUGAAAAGUGAUGGCGAUUUAGAGAAUAUGAAAUGGGUAUUUCUGCUCGUACGUAGAUGAUGUUGCUACAUUUCUUGUUUCACUGGGCAUUUUUUAAAAACUACUGAAUGGUGUUUGUACUCUAAACAUUGUCUGUCUCCAUGUGAUAUUGAGCAUUUCUACUACUAACAGAAGAAACAGAGUUGCUCUGAAUUUUCCAAGAAAAAAAAAAAAGUGUACAAAGUGCAAGUGGCUGUACAUGUCUGACUACCCUACCAUCUGUAUGUGUUUUUAGAUAUGAAAGUAAUUUAUGAAACAAAUGUUACCCUUAUGGUACCCGUAUGAAUUUCAUUGUCACCGUGUCAUAAACGCCUAUCUGUAUCCUAUAGAUAUUUUUCCCCCCAGACAAUGACGUGUAAAUACAGCAAAUCAGAUUCCAGUAAACUAGCAUGAACUGACUGACUCAUGGUCCAUAACUAUCAGAACCACAUGGUUUAAUAAUAAAUAUGGUGUCUUUAGCCAAGCA
Molecule: messenger RNA, 4541 nt
Organism: Alosa sapidissima (American shad)
Lineage: Eukaryota; Metazoa; Chordata; Actinopteri; Clupeiformes; Clupeidae
Gene: ston2
Product: stonin 2
Exons: 7
Coding region: 433-3009 (858 amino acids)
Biological process (GO): clathrin-dependent endocytosis; synaptic vesicle endocytosis; regulation of endocytosis
Cellular component (GO): AP-2 adaptor complex; synaptic vesicle
Molecular function (GO): clathrin-cargo adaptor activity
Source: RefSeq, a predicted model, not a curated record